GUUUCGUUGAGUUGGUAAGUAUGAGGAUGACUAAUAAGGACAUUGAAAAUUGAAACCACCAUAAAUAGCCCACCAUUGCAAACUUUUCUUCCUUCCUCACAAACCAAACCAAACCAAACAAAAACAAAACCAAAUUGUGUUUCCCUCCUUCCAUAACUCAUGUUACCAUGUCCGGUCCUAUUCCUAACGAUCACUGGCUCCAUUUCUAUCAACAACCCCAAUUCUCCAGCGGCGCUCAAGAGCUGCUCCCCUCUUCUGUUUCCGAGGCUACAGCCGUCACAACCACCGUGGCGCCGGCCCAGUUGAGCCCAGAGGGCGGAGUGUCGAAGCCCGUCAGGCGGCGUUACCGGGCCUCCAGGCGAACUCCCACGACUCUUCUUAACACGGACACCACCAACUUCCGGGCGAUGGUGCAACAGUUCACCGGUGCUUCUUCUGCGCCUGAUCUGUUUGGGCCGACACGUCCACUCCCUGUCAACCCUAAUGGGCUGAUGUUGGCCCCUUCUCACUCUCUUCAGCAGCAGCAACAGCAGCUUUAUCAGCAGCAGUUCUACCCAACAUCAUACGCGGAAGGAGCAGAGAACGGUUUGUUUGACAGAGUGAGCAACGGAACGGGAUCAACAGCGACAAAUGAUGGAGGUGGGGUUUUGAUGGAGCACGCAAGGCUUUUCUUGCCAACUUCCUCUUCUUGAUUCUUCCCACUCAGACUGAGAGCGACAUAUGCAAAGCAGAACAGAACUUGGAUAAUUAGGUGCUAACUUGUUGACAAAACCUCCUAUCUGCGUCAAUGUGAAAUGGAAUUUUACGUUUCUUUCUCUGCUCUAGGCACCACAAAUCCAUCUAUCUUUUUUUUUUUUCUUUUUAUCUUUAUUAUUUCGAUGAUGAAGAUGAUCAUGCUGUGCUUCUAUAUCUUUUUCUGGGUGUUGCCCCAGGCUUUUAUUUCUUUUUUGUUUAAAUCUCUGUAUUUUUUUUUUAUUUAUUUAUGUAUUUUUAGUUAAUUGGCAGCCUUCUCUUUGGGGAGUCCUAGUUCCAGAAUAUUUAGUUUAGUUGUUUUGGAUAUGGUCAGUUGGUCACAGCCUGCCAACCAACACUCUUUUACGUAUGUUGACUUGCUUCCUA
Messenger RNA from Vigna umbellata (rice bean), 1119 nucleotides. RefSeq lists its product as uncharacterized. Lineage: Eukaryota; Viridiplantae; Streptophyta; Magnoliopsida; Fabales; Fabaceae. The record is from RefSeq and is a predicted model, not a curated record.